Molecule: messenger RNA, 1899 nt
Organism: Castor canadensis (American beaver)
Lineage: Eukaryota; Metazoa; Chordata; Mammalia; Rodentia; Castoridae
Source: RefSeq, a predicted model, not a curated record
AUGGGAGAUGUCAAAGAACUCAAUAUGCAAAUAACGCCGGAAACUCCAGGAAGGAUCCGUUUAAAUCCUUUUGAAAGUCCUAGCGAUUAUUCUAAUCUCCAUGAACAAACACUUGCCAGUCCUUCUGUUUUUAAAUCCACAAAACUACCGACUCCAGGGGAAUUUAGAUGGUCUAUUGAUCAACUUGCUGUUAUAAAUCCUGUAGAAAUAGACCCAGAAGAGAUUCAUCGUCAAGCCUCGUACUUAAGUCAUUCUCGAAUAGAUAAAGAUGUGGAAGACAAAAGACAAAAAGCCAUUGAAGAGUUUUUCACUAAAGAUGUCAUCGUCCCCUCUCCUUGGACUGACCAUGACGGGAAACAGCUUUCAGAAUAUCAUUCCAAUAAAUGCAUUAAUAUAAAUAGUGACUCUCCAAUUGGAAAAAAGCUGACCAGUUCUUCUGAGAAAAGCAAUGCUGCUUGUCAGACAUUGCUGUCUCUUCCUGUGGAUUUUAAUUUAGAAAAUAUAUUAGGUGACUAUUUUAGAGCUGAUGAAUUUACAGAUCAAUCUCCUGGAAACCUCAGUUCUUCAUCUCUCAGAAGAAAGCUUUUUCUGGAUGGGAAUGGCAGCAUCUCUGACUCGUUACCUUCAACUUCCCCCAGAAGUCCUCCUAGCAAUGCUCAAGUGUCACUUGAGGUAUUUUAUUCGAUAGAUUUAUCUCCUGUGCAGUGUCGGAGCCCUGUGCAGACACCAGGCUCGGGACAGAUUUCUUCUAGCCCUAUUCAUGGUAGUGCAAAAAGAUACAGCUUGGGAAGCAUAACCAGUCCUUCACCCAUUUCUUCACCCACUUUCUCGCCAAUUGCACUUCAAAUAGGAAAGACACCACUCUCAGAGCAAAGGAAAUUUGCUUUUCAUUCUCCUGAUGCUUCAUCUGGAACAAAUUCUAAUGGAAUUACUAAUCCAUGUAUCAGAAGUCCUUAUAUAGAUGGCUGCUCACCAAUUAAAAAUUGCUCUCCUAUGAGACUUGAGACGUGUAGAGGCGCUACACAGUAUCAGACCUCACUGAUUCGGAUACCGUUUACCCUUGAGACUCACAGCGAAGAUGAGGAUAAAGAGAAUGUUCCCUCCACAGGUGUUGCAUCACCAGGCAUGGAUACUGCGGGAGUGCACCUUCAGCAGGUGAAGAGUGAAGCUGCUACACGUAGCGCACAUGUAGGUGUGACUGCCAUGUCCAUUACGCAAAGUCAGUACAGAGCUUCUGAGAGAGAGCUGGUGCUCUUGGAGGAUGUGGAGAGUGUGAAGGAGAAUGACACAGUGGACAUGGUGGAUCCCGUAGAAACGGCAGAUGAGAGCACUUGGAUUAAGGAGCCACUCGAUAAUGGGAAUUUACCCAUGAGUGAUUUUGUGAGUGGAAUUGCCUUCAGUAUUGAAAACUCUCAUAUGUGCAUGUCACCUCUUGCAGAAAGCAGUGUUCUUCCCUGUGAAAGCAGUAACGUUCAGAUGGACAGUGGCUAUAACACACAGACUUGUGGAAGCAAUAUUAUGGACACAGUUGGGACAGAAAGUUACUGCAAAGAAAGUGAUGUGCAAACCGCUGAAGUUGAGAUUAAAUCUCAAAUUUGUAAUUCAAAGCAAGAACCAACAACACAGAGGUGUUGGAUGAAAACAGCAAGCCCACCCCAGUUCAGCACUCCAUAGAAUCCCUCUCAUCAGAACCAAAGACUAUCACUGAACUUUUAUGCACAGAAUCAAUAAUAUGAUGGUGAUUGGGGAAAAAAGGUGCUUUAAGUAACAUGCUUAGUUUUUCUUUCCCUCCUUAAUGUGAAGAAUCAAGGGCUUGGCUUAGUGACAUAGGAACAACAGAAAAGCUCCUAAAGUGUCAAAUUGCUGAAUUACAAGUUUAUUUUUUAUCAAUAAAUGUUU